Oryza sativa Japonica Group (Japanese rice) is the source of this 1518-nucleotide messenger RNA. RefSeq names its product protein LPA3. The record is from RefSeq and is a predicted model, not a curated record. NCBI's taxonomy places the organism in Eukaryota, Viridiplantae, Streptophyta, Magnoliopsida, Poales, Poaceae.
GGCCUCGAGGCGCCCGCGUGGAUUGCAGUGGCGCUGCUCGUCACUUCGUCUCCUCCUCUCCACCACUCGUCGUCGUCGGCGGCGUGGCCAUGGCGACACCCGCGCCGCUCUCCGGCCUCCGCCCGCGCGCUCCCGCUCCCGCUCCCGCGGCGCGCAGUCGCCUGUGCGGCCAGUCGCCGCCGGUCGUGGCCCCGCGGCUCGGGGCGUUCCCGCGGCGGCGUGGUGGGGCGGCACGGUGCUCGCCGCGCGCCGAGGCCGGGGACGUGGAGGCGCUUAGGGCGGGGGUGUCGGUGUACAAGCCGCGGUCCUACGACGUGCUCGUCUCCGACGCCGCCCGCUCCCUCGCCUGCGCCAUGGACGAGGGCAAGACCCGCCUCGAGAUCGAGUUCCCGCCUCUGCCGAGCAACAUCUCUUCUUACAAGGGUUCCUCGGACGAGUUCAUCGACGCCAACAUCCAGCUUGCUCUUGCUGUUGCCAGAAAACUUAAGGAACUCAAGGGGACUAGAUCUUGUAUUGUGUUUCCUGACCUACCAGAAAAGCGCAGGGCAUCCCAGUUGUUCGGGACUGCUCUAGACUCGAUUGAGACUGCAACUAUCAGUUCCCUGGAUGAGGUAUCUACCGGACCUGUUAAUACCUUCUUCAGAUCAAUGAGAGAUACCCUGGAUUUUGACUUUGCUGACGAUGUUGAAGAUCGAUGGAAAUCUGAUGAACCACCAUCGCUAUAUAUCUUCAUCAAUUGCAGCACACGUGACCUUUCAACUAUAGAGAAGUAUGUGGAACAAUUUGCCUCAUCUGUCCCAGCCCUUCUCUUUAAUCUUGAACUAGAUACCUUGCGCUCUGACUUGGGGCUUCUGGGAUUCCCACCAAAAGAUUUGCAUUACAGAUUUCUUUCUCAGUUUACCCCAGUAUUUUAUAUCAGGCAGCGUGACUACUCUAAGACAAUUGCAGUCACUCCAUAUAUCGUGAACUACAGUGGUGCUGUAUUCCGUCAAUACCCAGGGCCCUGGCAGGUCAUGCUUAAGCAAGCCGAUGGUUCUUAUGCAUGUGUUGCAGAGAGUGCAGCUCGGUUCACUUUGGGACAGGCUAAGGAAGAACUGUUAAGAGUUCUUGGUUUGCAAGAAGAACAAGGAAGCUCACUAGAAUUUCUCAGAAGAGGAUACAAGAAUGCUACUUGGUGGGAAGAGAAUGUUGAUCAGGAGAAAUCGUCAGCAUGGCGAACUUGAGGUUGAGGCCCUGCUGCUGCCUUGUCUGGGUGCUGAUCUGAUUGGCGGCGAGUGCAGACAGGAACAGAAGAAAAAAAUGGUUGUCUGAAAUUGCAGAGCCCAGGCGACAAGGAUGCAAAUUGCCUGUGCUGCAAUUGUACAUUUUGUGAUUGUAACAUGUUACUGUGUGAGUAACAGGCAUUAGAGUUUUGAGAGGAUUUUCCUUUCUUUUUCGAUGAUUAUAUAUGUGUUGGACUCUGCUUCUUUGAAGCAUGAAGCAACUUCACAUUUUAAAUGGAAAUUCGUGUUCAUCCAA